Protopolystoma xenopodis is the source of this 225-nucleotide messenger RNA. NCBI's taxonomy places the organism in Eukaryota, Metazoa, Platyhelminthes, Monogenea, Polystomatidea, Polystomatidae. The record is from the annotation of a GenBank genome assembly.
AUGCAUGGGAAUGGUCUGCCGGAUUUAAUUCAAAGCAGACGACAAAAGCAUCAUGGUUCAAAGCAGCUUUAUAGACCCUACAGAAAAGUGAAACGCACCCGAACAGCUUUCGCCCCAGAUCAACUCCUAAGCCUGGAAAUGGCAUUUGAAAAAAACCAUUACUUAGUCGGACGUGAGAGGAAGGAACUCGCAAAUAAUCUUUUUCUAACAGAAACACAGACUUAA